Molecule: messenger RNA, 1536 nt
Organism: Anthostomella pinea
Lineage: Eukaryota; Fungi; Ascomycota; Sordariomycetes; Xylariales; Xylariaceae
Source: the annotation of a GenBank genome assembly
AUGGAUUUUACCUCGUCUACUAUGUCCUGUACCGGGUCGCAGCAGGAUCUUCUAUCACCUGAUGCAACAAGCUCCGGCACUUCCCUACGUGACCACGCGCCCCGACAGCGCCGACGGCAUUCUUCUUUCAUACCCCGCCGACGAACGUCGAUGGUCAACCAUAUCAUGGAGGGCGAAGAGGGGCUACUUCUCAGGGUCGAUUUGUUCUUGACAGAGCUAGAGCGGCGAUUGGAAAGCUUGGAAUCCUACGGUGAUCUCAGUCAUGUUGACGCGAGCAUAUCGAAGACUUUCGCCACCCUGCAAGCGGUCCGAGAACGAUGUUCCCAUGUGUCGGAAGAAGUCAUCGGUGCUGGACGUCACAGGCUCCAGGCCAUGGUCGACACCUUGGACACAAGAUACCACGAAGCCCUGGCUGCGGCCGGAUCUAUGAACGAAAAGGCGCGAGUCGGCAUCGACCUACUGGACACCAUGCUUAACGAUUUCGAGACUCGUGCCCUAAAGGUCCGGGAUCAAGGUUACGCGAACGCUGCUGGGGCCGCCGGCAGUAUAAUGGGCGAAGGCCGUCGAGUUGUGGACGAGGGUCUCGAGCGGGCCCACAGAGUAGUUGACGAGGGAAUCGAGCGGGCUAAGCGAGCGGCCGAAUCCCUCGAGGAGAAUAUACAGUACGCCAUCAUGCGAGCUAGGGAUCACGGACUACUGAAAUACGACGAACUGCCUGUUCCUUGGAGGGUCAACCCGCAUAUCCUCAAAGGAUAUCGAUUCUCCGAGUCGAAGCUUGGCUGUGUCCGCUCCAUGUUCGACCUCUCGAACGAGACGGUCAACAUCUGGACCCAUGCCAUCGGGUUGGUGCUGGUCUUAUCCAUUGCUUUCUACUUCUACCCUACUCACGCCAACUUCUCUCUCUACACCAAGAUGGAUAUGUUCAUCGCGGCAGUGUUCUUCUUCGCUGCUUGCAAAUGUCUCGUCUGCAGCACAAUUUGGCACACGAUGAACUGCGUCGCUGAUCAGACGUUGAUGGAACGUUUCGCCUGCAUCGAUUAUACUGGCAUAUCUUUGCUAAUAGCCGCAUCCAUCAUGACAACCGAGUACACGGCUUUCUACUGCGAGCCUGUCAGUCGUUGGAUCUAUAUCACUGCCACCGCAGUUCUGGGCAUCGGGGGCACUAUUCUCCCAUGGCAUCCCAAGUUCAACGGGCAAGAUAUGGCUUGGUUGAGAGUGGCCUUCUUCGUGGGGUUAGGUGCAACGGGCUUUCUGCCAGUCUUCCAGAUUCUCCUCACAAGAGGCCCCGCUUGGGCUUUCGAGUUCUACACUGGCUCUAACUUGGUCAAGUCGCUUUCCGUAUAUGUCAUUGGGGCAUUCAUCUACGCGAGCAAAAUCCCAGAGAGGUGGUGUCCUGGAGUGUUCGACUAUUGUGGUAACGCCCACAACGUGUGGCAUCUGGCUGUGCUCGGUGGUAUCCUCUACCAUUACGUGGCGAUGCAAGAGUUCUUCUCCAACGCUUUCCAGCGUGCGCAAGGUGGUUGUCCCACGCACUGA